ACCUACUUCCUCCCCUGGUGUUUCUGCUGUGGUCUCAGCAAACAAUGGGUUUCCAUGCGUCGUCGACGGCAGUGACCAAUUCUCACAUCGGCGACCUCUUAAAGUCUGCUGCAAGGGUCCCGGACAAUAAAUUUGAUACCAUCUCGGUUGACGUCAAUGGCAUUAAAAAGAGCGUCGACAUUUUGAAGAAAGACACAAACAAUAACAAGAAUGCAAUGGGUGAUGUUAGGAAGAUGAUGAGCAAGGAUUUGUCUGCCGUCGUUGACGGUGUCAUGAAAACAAAGACUGGUAUGAGAGACGUCAAGGAAGACGUCUCGAAAAUUCAAAAAGAGAUGCAUUUGGGAAUGAAGAACAUGGCUGUUCUCGAGAAUGAAGUCAUGGAUAUAAAGAAAGAAUUUACUACCGUCAAUGAAGACAUCGCUGAAAUAAAGAAAGUAUUGACGUCCAUGCUGAGUGACGUCACUCAAAUGCAGACAGGCAUGAAUGACGUCAUGAUACUGAAGCCAAAGAUGACGACAAUCACAGCAGACGUCGCAGCACUGACGGAAGACAUAACGGCAGUUUUGAGAGACGUACAUGUUCUGAAGGCACAGGACGAAUCUCAAGACGCUCGUGACGCCAACCUCACAUCUGAGAUAAGUGACCUCAAGUCAAAGAUGGAACGAGAUAUGUCUACUCUCCAUCAUCUGUUUUCUUCCUCGAACCAGUCAGCCGUCUGCCCCAAACCUCCCCAAGUAGACAACGCUGAUGUCGCUGUCAGCGAAGUUGGAAGUUCUGUAGAGUAUACAUGCAAGUCGUCGUUCACAUUGUGUGGAACGGCAAAAGUAGGGUGCUUCACUUCUGGGCGGUGGGAGGACACCCGAUUCACCUGUGAGCAAAGCCAGUGGAACAAGUUGGGAGGCCCUAAGAAUGUGCCUGUUCCGAGUUGCUUCAAGACAGGGAAGAUCAACAUAGCUGGGACACCAACAGAAAACACGGGUAUGGAAGUUGCGCUGAGCAGAGCAAAUGGCGAUCUCAUCUUCUACCACCAUAUCCGCAUCAACACUGUCUUUGGCAUUCGCAUGAACUGCUUCAACACCUUCACCAGCGGGGUGUGGGAAGGGCAGAUGACGAACAACUACUUUCCGUGGGUUAAGGAUGUCCCGUUCCAGUAUCUGCUGGAGGUGACACCAUCCUCGUUUGAGGUGUCAGUAGAUGGCAAGCACAUGCUAUCUUUUCCUCCAUGUAUUCUUGUUCCAGGUGUCAUUAGAUGGCCGGCACAUGCUAUCUAUUCCUCCAUGUAUUCUUGUUCUAAGUGUCAGUAGAUGGCAAGCACAUGCUAUCUAUUCCUCCAUGUGUUCUUGUUCCAGGUGUCAGUAGAUGGCAAGCACAUGCUAUCUAUUCCUCCAUGUAUUCUUGUUCCAGGUGUCAGUAGAUGGCCGGCACAUGCUAUCUAUUCCUCCAUGUGUUCUUGUUCCAGGUUUCAGUAGAUGGCCGGCACAUGUUAUCUAUUCCUCCACGUAUUCUUGUUCCAGGUGUCAGUAGAUGGGCAGCACAUGGUAUCUAUUCCUCCAUGUGUUCUUGUUCAAGGUGUCAGUAGAUGGCAAGCAUAUGGUAUCUAUUCCUCCAUCUGUUCUUGUCCCAGGUGUCAGUAGAUGGCCGGCACACGCUAUC
Molecule: messenger RNA, 1653 nt
Organism: Haliotis rufescens (red abalone)
Lineage: Eukaryota; Metazoa; Mollusca; Gastropoda; Lepetellida; Haliotidae
Exons: 7
Coding region: 45-1304 (419 amino acids)
Molecular function (GO): carbohydrate binding
Source: RefSeq, a predicted model, not a curated record